This is a messenger RNA of Vespula pensylvanica (western yellowjacket), 3002 nucleotides long. Its product is annotated as tyrosine-protein kinase transmembrane receptor Ror-like. Gene Ontology annotation, biological process: cellular response to nerve growth factor stimulus; cell surface receptor protein tyrosine kinase signaling pathway; positive regulation of kinase activity. Lineage: Eukaryota; Metazoa; Arthropoda; Insecta; Hymenoptera; Vespidae. The record is from RefSeq and is a predicted model, not a curated record. The coding region runs from base 869 to 2569 and encodes 566 amino acids. The transcript is spliced from 8 exons. Gene Ontology annotation, cellular component: axon; signaling receptor complex. Gene Ontology annotation, molecular function: transmembrane receptor protein tyrosine kinase activity; neurotrophin binding; ATP binding.
UGUUUGUCUGUAACACGAAGAAAAUACACACGUGAAGAAAAUCCGUGUGAGUCGAAGAGUUUUCGCAUGUGUAUGUGUGUAUAUGUGCGCGCAUACGAACGAGCAAUGCGAGGGAGUUCUCGAAGUCGGUCUUUAGUCGGUCUUUAGUUUCGAGUAAGCAUUCGUUCAAGAGAGGAUUCACCGUCCCCUCGUACGCGUUCACGCACCCUCAUUCUCACUCUCACUCUCAUUUUCAUUCUCUCUCACUCUUUCUCUCUCCCUCUCUACCCUUCUCUUUUUCUUUUUCUUUUUCUCCUUCUUAUUCGUCUUCUUCCGGCUUAAUCGUCCACCACCCAGCCGGCGAUUCGUAUGUUCUUUUAUCCUUGUCCACGAGCAUCCUCGGACUUCCGUUCGCCAGUGAGCUACAUUUCACGUAGUGUUUACAUCAAGAAUAAUCAAGUAUUAUCUUGAAAUCAAAUUUCAUCCCCCGACCAUCUAACUCGAUCGAAUAAUAAUAGUGUCGGUUUUGUGUUGAUCACCUAAGAUAAAUAAAUCAGUGCGUCAUUACAGUGAACUAUGACAAAUCUCGAUCGAGCUCAUGGAUAUAAAGAGAAACGAUAGUUCUCUCAGAAAUAACGAGAAAAGUGUUGGAUAAAUCGACAAACGACGGCGAUGCCUUUCGCGAAAGCUAUGACGACGUUAACGCAUCGAUGGUAAUUGCCGGCGGGGAAGUGCAAAGUGCAACGAACGAGAGCAGAAAAGUUUUUUUUUCUUUUUUUAUAUCUUCCUUUCUUUCUUUCUUUCUUUCUUUCUUUUUUUUUUCUUGUAAUUCUUUUCGCGAAAGAAAGAAAGUCGAUCUCGCUUCCUCGUUCAUCUUCUUCCAUCGCUCAUGUUCGAUAUGGAUCGACGAAGAACUCCAAGAAGGAGAGGUGUCUCUCCUUCCAUCAAUUCUUCGCAAACAGAACCAUCAGUCGUACCAUCGUCGACGAGUCAGCAAUUGGAAACGAUAACUGAGUUCCCGGCAACCGAUGGUGCUACCGUAAUCAGUGGAUGCAAAGAUCGGCCUACCAUCUGUGGAAAGGAGGCUGCUUGUCGUAGCUUCCGUGACAACACCUCGCAAUGCGUUUGUCCUCAUGAUUCCUCCCCACCUACAUCAGACCUCAAAUGUCCGAAUCGUUUAACAGUCCCUUUGACUCCACGACCCAUACACAAUAUAAUACCACCAAGUGGUAAUGGCACGAACAGUACCACUGCUCUACCAGAAGCAGAACAGUAUUACGAUGUUAUUAUGCAGGUUGAACGUUCGAGACAUAAAGUACCUGAAAUAGUUGGAAUUGCGAUAGCUUUCAUCGCGGUGCUAGUUAUCCUCAUGAGUAUAGUUUAUUGUGUGAGGAGACGAAGUUAUGGUGUAAAGUCGCAGAGGAAUUCGUUGGAUGUAAGCAAGAUGAUAUUGAAUAUUUUCAAUAUUAUCAAGACAUCUUGCAUCUUUUUACUUUCCUCUACUUUCCAGGCGUCUCCGAUGAAUCUGAAAAAAGGAUUAUUGUUAGCAAACAAAUACACGCCUAAUCCUCAAUACUUUAGUUGUACCUCACCGGAGGUAUUAAUUUUACAACGUGAAAAUCUUGUAUUUCUACAUGAUAUCGGCGAAGGUUGCUUUGGUAAAGUUUAUAAAGGAGAAUUACAAAAUGGAGAUUUAAAUGAGAUCGUCGCGAUAAAGGUUUUAAAAGAUACUGUCUCUAGAGAAGCCGAAGAAGAUUUUAUGCGAGAGGUAGAUAUCAUGUCAACCUUCGAACAUAGAAAUAUUUUAACUUUGAAAGGUGUGGUUCUUCGUGAUGCUGGAAACAGUCCUUGGAUGGUCUUCGAGUAUAUGCCAUACGGUGAUCUUGCUGAAGUUUUGAGAUCUAACUCAAGACAGCUACAUUCACCUAAUCCUGGAUUAGAACCAUUGACGAAGGAUUCUUUACAUUGGAUAUCCGUUCAAAUAGCUGCUGGUAUGACGUAUCUAUCGGCUCAAAGAUUCGUUCAUCGUGAUUUAGCUUGUCGUAAUUGUCUCGUUGGAUCUGGACUCGUUGUUAAAAUUGCAGACUUUGGAAUGUCAAGGGACAUCUAUACUUGCGAUUAUUAUAAAAUCGGUGGCUCGAGAUUAUUACCAGUCCGAUGGAUGUCGCCAGAAAGUGUGAUGUACGGUCGAUUUACUUUAGAAAGUGACGUUUGGAGUUUCGGAGUUGUCCUUUGGGAGGUCUACUCCCUUGGCAAGCAACCUUAUUACGGACAUAAUAACGACGAGGUGGUCAAGUUGAUCCUACAUGGAAUUAUGUUGAUCCCUCCUGACGAAUGCCCACCGUUCAUUUGUCAAAUAAUGCGUGAGUGUUGGAAGACAGAACCAAGAGAUCGUAUAAAAUUCUCUGACAUACUAGAGAAAUUAGAGAAAGUCCAAGGAAAAUUAAAUCAACAGGGAACUUUACCAAGACCACCUCAAGGACCUGUUACCAUUCGUACUCCUGAUGUUCUAGAUCCUGAUGGUUACUUAUUGCCUGCACCAACAACGCCUCGCGAAUAUUUGCAGACAUUACCGGCCUUGUGCGAUUAACGAUAUCUCUAUUGAUAUUUCUACACGAACGAUCGUUGAUGUUUUGUAAAUUUGUGUUUUUUUUUUUUUUUUUUUUUCUUUUUUUUUUUUAAUGCGAUACUUAUAUAUGAUGAUCGAGAUUAAAACGAUCCUACGUGCUGUGAGCAAUGAUCGAUACGAAUGAAAUGCACGUUAAUGAUAUCAGGGAAUUAACGAAGGUUCGGACCAUCGAUCCUUCAAUGUCCACGCAAUAGUAUUAUUCCUAUUCUUAGGAUAAGUUCAUGGAACGAAAGUUGUUAUACGUAUACAACUAAUGUAUCAUAUUUCGAGAUAAUUUAUUAAAUACUUGACGCAAAGUCGAUUGACUGCACGAGAGCACAGUAAAUAAUAAUUUGCUCCAGUUUGUAUACUUGAUUUCUUUUGUAAAAUAAUAAUAUAUGAACGUAAGAAUAUA